AUGGCAGGCGAAUCUGAUGACAGCUUCCUGCAGUAUCACGAACCUGGGAUUAUCCAGCUGCUGAUUCUGAUUUCCUUCUUCUUCUUCCUCUCCCUGGCGCAGUGGGCAUCCGGCAAGAUCUUCAAGGCUGGCCUGAUCGGACAGAUCAUCGUCGGUCUGCUAUACGGGAGGCCCGUCGGCAACAUCCUGCCGCAGGAAUGGCAAAAGUCGUUUGUCGACCUAGGCUACAUCGGCCUGAUCCUCAUCAUCUUCGGCGGCGGCCUGACGGUGCGGCUCGACCUCCUCAAGAAGAACUUUGUGCCGUCGUUGGCAGCCGCCACCAUCGGGGUCCUGACGCCCAUCGGCCUUUGCUACGGCCUCUUGUAUGCGGGCUUUGGAUACAAUGCCGUCGAGACCUUUAUCAUAGGCGCCGCCCUCUCGACCACGUCGCUGGGCACCACGUUUGUCGUCAUUGGCCGCGCCGUCAAGGGAACCGACUUCUCCCAGACGCGCAUUGGCACCAUCCUCAUUAGCGCCGCCGUCUUCGAUGACGUCUCGGGCCUGAUCAUGGCAAGCAUCAUCCGCAAUCUCGGAUCGAGCGGCUCCAUAAAUAUCGGCUGGCUGAUCGGCCGCCCCAUCGUGGCCAGCGUCGCCAUGGGAGUCGCCUCGCCACUACUCGCCAAGUUUGUCCUAGGCCCCCUGUUCCGGCGAUACGUCGAACACCACUUUGUGCGCUUUAAGCACGUGUCUAACAUCGUCCUGAUGGUGCUGGUGCUGUGCACCUUCAUCUCUAUUUCCGCCUUUGCCGGCGCCUCGGUGCUGUACGGCUCCUUUCUGGCCGGCACGUUCCUCUCCAGCCUUCCCUGCAUCCAUCCCGACGCCCCGUUUAUGGUUCUCAGCCGCGAGCACGGCGAGACGGCCCCGGGCAAGACGCCCAACUUUACGCACACGUUUGAAAAAUACGUCCUUGGCGCCCAGACGUACAUCCUCGAGCCUAUGUUCUUCGCCAGCAUCGGCUUCGCCAUUCCCUUUAAGUCCCUCUGGACCGGCGAGGCCGUCUGGAAGGGCCUCGUCUUCAGCAUCCUCAUGGUCUUGGGCAAGGCCGUCGUCGGCGCCGUCGUGCCCGUGUGGGAGGUGGCGGCUCGGCAGCCACGGGAAAAGGAGGUGUCGCUGGCCAAGGCGACCUGGCGGCCUGCGACGCUCCUUGGCAUGGCCAUGGUCGCGAGAGGCGAGAUCGGCCUGCUCAUCAUCCAAAUCGGCCUCAACGAGACUGAUUUUAUGUCCAAGGACGCAUUUGUCACGGCCGCAUGGGCCAUCGUGCUCAAUACCAUCCUGGGCCCUGUGUGCGUUGGCUUUCUUCUCAAGUACCACGGGCAGACCAUUACCACGGACCCGAGAUGGGGGAUUCAGGAGCAUCGAGUGGCCGCGGGCCAACCCGACACCGAAACCGACGAAUCGCCCAAGCGCCGGUGGUUGGACCGGAGAUAUAGCCGCCGCAUGAGCCAGCUGCCGAGUUCGGUUUCACAGACGACACAGAGCAGCGAGCAUGUUGAGGAGGUAUAG
This is a messenger RNA of Hirsutella rhossiliensis, 1542 nucleotides long. Its product is annotated as sodium/hydrogen exchanger family domain-containing protein. The transcript has 4 exons. Gene Ontology annotation, biological process: proton transmembrane transport. Gene Ontology annotation, molecular function: antiporter activity. The record is from RefSeq and is a predicted model, not a curated record. Gene Ontology annotation, cellular component: membrane. The coding region runs from base 1 to 1542 and encodes 513 amino acids. Lineage: Eukaryota; Fungi; Ascomycota; Sordariomycetes; Hypocreales; Ophiocordycipitaceae.